Molecule: messenger RNA, 1092 nt
Organism: Alternaria arborescens
Lineage: Eukaryota; Fungi; Ascomycota; Dothideomycetes; Pleosporales; Pleosporaceae
Exons: 1
Coding region: 1-1092 (363 amino acids)
Biological process (GO): mannosyl-inositol phosphorylceramide biosynthetic process
Molecular function (GO): mannosyltransferase activity
Source: RefSeq, a predicted model, not a curated record
AUGUUUGUCCGUCAACUCGUCGUUAGAGUUAUCGCUGCCGCAGUGUUGCUCAAAAUAGUGAGCGUCAUCUGGCACCAAUAUGUCUUUCAGUCUUUCCUCGUCGAACAGCAAAUCACAUUCGACGAUUUCCCCACCGACUACGCGAAGAAAUUGAACGAAUCGCGGGCAAACAACCAGCAGCCUCAGGAGUCCGACUACUCUUCCACCUACAACGGAACCAAGAUCCCACGUACGAUACACUACAUAUGGUUCGAAAGAAUCUACCCAGGCCAUGAAGGGCCUUCUGGAGGCCCAUCGAUUGGAUUUGGAUCACCGCAACUAUGUCGCGAGCACAACCCAAGCUACGAGAUCCGCAUGUGGAAUGCAACGAGCGCUCGCGAGUUUCUAUCCAAUGAGUACGCCUGGUUCUUACCAACAUAUGACAACUACAAGUACCCUAUUCAGAAGGUCGACGCCUUGAAGUACUUCGCGCUUUAUCACUUUGGUGGUGUAUACAUGGACCUAGAUGUCGCGUGUCGACGCUCAUUGGAUCCUUUGCUUGACUUUCCAGCCUGGUUUCCGGAAGCAUCGCCUUUGGGUGUCAAUAACGACCUGAUGGCAUCCGCAGCAAAGCAUCCGAUCGUGAAGAGGAUGACAGAGGGUCUGGUGACACACAACUGGAAUCUACUGUUCCCAUACCUUACAAUCUUCUGGACGACUGGGCCACAGUUCACGAGUACGAUACUGCAAGAAUGGUUCGAGGAGUGUCCCGAUGGAAAAUGUAUGCAGCGCGGGGCCAGAGACGACCUUGGUAAGUCAGCAACUUAUGCUCAACAAACAAAGACAAUCUUGAUAGCUGACUUGUUCCACCCAGACUCGGAUUCCUUCGUCGUCCUACCGCGAGUCUUCUACUCAGAAGAAUACACCUUUUUCGGUCAUAAGCCUGGAGGAUCAUGGCAUGGUGGGGAUGUCGCCGUGGUAUUGUGGUUCGUAGAACGACCAUGGGCGAUCGCAAGUGUUGCCACAGCCUUUGUUGGAACGAUCUUUGGUAUUAUUCGGUUGAGGAGCAGACGGGCCCGACAAAGAGGGAAGGCAUAUAUUCCACUGGUUUAG